CCAUCUAGUCAUCGAUUUUCGCCUCCUUCGUGUGAGGCGUACCUCCAUCCACUCGCUUGCCGGAUAUUACCUGCGUGUUAUGGUCGGUGUCUCGUCAAAAGAAAAACCCUUCCCCAAUAUGUCGCGUAGUGUCAGGGCCGAAACGCGGGCUAGUAAGAAAGACGAUGUAAAAAAGUUUAUGCUCUCGAUGGAUCGGGUCCGCCGGUGGGAAAAGAAAUGGGUCACCAUAGGGGAGACGUCGAUGAAGAUCUACAAAUGGGUUCCAAUCUCCUGUAAAGACCACAAGAAGGGAGGUGGACUGCUGAAGGGAAGCACAACGGUGAGCGGUGCGGGUACAAAUGGAAAUUCGACGGUCAGCAAUGCUGCUUCCGUCAAUAGUAAUAGUAACAGCAACAGUAGUGAAAAUAAGGAAAAUACUCGCAAACCAGGGACUGAUUCGAAUUCCAAUUCGAAUUUUGCACUGACCACCGAAGAUUCCAAUACCUGCUUCUCCCUUGUGAGUGAUUCCCAAGGCGCAACGGAGUUUGUUUCGAACAUGCCCUUCUCGGAAGACUCCAAUUCACAAGGAUCGGACAGUACUCCGAAGCGACUGAAAACCGACUAGGGGAAGAGCGUAUUCGGCAUCCCACCCACAGUCUGACUCGAUUUGAGGAGGUGAGCCGGUCUUGCUGCCUUCCCACCAGAACCACUUCGUUGUAUGUAAGUUUCUUCGUUCUACGAUUCAAUCAUGGGCGCUCAGUAAUUAUAAUUACAACACUCAUCUUUAAUUAGGGAGGGUUUAAUUUGUACAAACAAAACUCUAUUAAGAUGCAUACAGUUUCAAAGUCUAGCGGUUAGUUUUAAGUAUUCUAAAUAGGGUACGAUUGUGAUUUAUAGGCACCUAGGUAGCAAGUGCGCUAUGAAUGCGAUUUUUCCUGACAAAUUCUUAGAAAGUGGACACAUUUUCUCCGCUAUUUUCACGCCUUUUCGCAGUAUAGAAACAUUAUUUAUUUCGACUCAAUAUACCAUUUUUAAUCACCUUCAAAAACUUUGACAAAGCCAAACACAUA
This is a messenger RNA of Ochlerotatus camptorhynchus, 1049 nucleotides long. RefSeq names its product chromatin remodeling complex subunit BCL7B-like protein (gene BCL7-like). The transcript is spliced from 2 exons. The coding region runs from base 80 to 604 and encodes 174 amino acids. The record is from RefSeq and is a predicted model, not a curated record. NCBI's taxonomy places the organism in Eukaryota, Metazoa, Arthropoda, Insecta, Diptera, Culicidae.